CAAAUUUUCCAGUUUUAGUUCCAAUGUUAAUUGAAGAAACUUGGGAAAAUUGCUAUAUUAAAACUUACAAAAAAUACAAAGAAGCCAAAGCACAAAAGGACCGAAUUAAAAUACUUGCUUACUCCUAUCACCUUGGAUCUCUGGUUUUAGCUUGUCCUAAUAUACUACUGUUAAAAUUAAUAGAAAAGGCCGAAAAUCUUGGAUAA
Messenger RNA from Dentiscutata erythropus, 206 nucleotides. Lineage: Eukaryota; Fungi; Glomeromycota; Glomeromycetes; Diversisporales; Gigasporaceae. The record is from the annotation of a GenBank genome assembly.